AUGAUACGUAAUGCAUCGACGCAGAUUGAAGCACGUGACUUCUCGAGAAUGCCUUCUACAUCGGCACGCAUAUUUCUCUUAUCGAAAAACAAAGUUCUUUUUCUUUCAAUUCUUAUCAUUAUUCCUAACACGACUCAUAUCGGUUAUACUGCCGCAGCUUUAGUUUAUCGCACACCAAACUACCGUGAAUUGGCUGUGAACAUCCUAAAUGAUACAAUCAAACGUAUGCUAACGUCGAAAGUAUGGGGAUACAUCGAUCAAUAUUGGCAAAAAACUUCGACAUUUCCUGAUCCUGUUUACAACGAGAACAUCAUGUACAGUGGACACUUGUUGCAACUGAUAGCAUUAUAUGAGAGUAUUUCGGGCGAUUUAAUUUACGAUACACAAGGAUUUGACUUCGUUUGGACUAAAGAUAAUUCAACUGAAACGACAAUUCAUUAUACAACCAGUCAACUUGUGCAUGCUAUCUAUCGUGCGAACCUGGAUGGGCGUAUACGAUUUGUCAAAAUCAUCCUCAUUUGGUGGAAAGACUUUCUCGAUCAUCAUGCACUCGAAGAUAUUCCAAUAUACAAAAACGAUCAAAAUCAAACAUCAGACAUUAUUUGUAACGGCUGGAAGGUAAUGUACAAGAAUAAAUAUUGGCAACCAGCAGAGUCGGGUUGCUAUCUUGAAGCGGGUGGUUACAUUGGUGUACGAAUGCAAAUGAAUCGUUGGAUAGCGACAUCAUUUUAUCUCAUGGUUGAAAAGCAAUGUUCGAUCGAUGCCACAGAAAAAUUAGCGUGCGCAUAUGCAUGGUUUGAGAACAAUUUCGGUACAUAUUUAGAUAUAGAUCAUGACGGAUAUUUCGAAUCAUUUUAUUAUGAAACGGACACCGUUUAUUCCAACUGGGUCACAACGAACGUUCUUUUAUCUUUGUUAAUGGGAGAAAAUCGUGCAGAAGCAAAAGCAUUUUUGCGACAAAAUUUCAUGAAAAAUUCCAAAAUAAAGAACCAGAAGUUGUAG
This is a messenger RNA of Adineta ricciae, 1002 nucleotides long. NCBI's taxonomy places the organism in Eukaryota, Metazoa, Rotifera, Eurotatoria, Adinetida, Adinetidae. The record is from the annotation of a GenBank genome assembly.